CCGCGCAAAUUUUCCAUCACCCACAUGGCGCCAAGUAUAAAUCAUUAGAAGUUUCAAGUUUGUAUAUUUGGAUAAAUUUUACAAUCUUCUCAAUAAAGAAAUAAAAACGUUCAGAAAAGAGAGAAAAAUGAUUGAUAAUCAAAACAAUAAUGCGGAUUAUUUGCUGUCGUGUCCUGCCAAUGGAGAGGAAGAAGAUACCCAGAGCGCCAUUGAGAGGGCCACUUGCUCAUACAUUGACAAGUCCGAAAGAUUUUUGUUACAGGAAAGAAAUUUUAACAGGCAAUAUGCCCAAAUUUAUUCGGUCCGAUUAAUGGAAAUGAGAAAAAUGCUUGCUGCUGCCGCGAGACAGAAGUGGGAUCACUGUGAUGGCAGGGAAGGUAAAUUGGACAUAAGGAGAACUGUCAACCUAGUGAUUGGAGAAAAAUGCAUCAUGAUCGGAACUCUGUUUAAAAAGAUGGAGUUGAAACCCGUCAUACUAAAAGAACUCAGUGUCGAGAACAAUCUGAUACCUCAGCCUCCAAGGGUAAAAUAUAUUGAUGAAAGUGAUGAACUAAUCUUGGAAGAUGAAGCUCAAAGAGUGAGACUUAUUGGAGAGAUACCCUUUGAAAAACUAACCACAGGCAUAAACAUUGCUGUUCUUGGUCAUGAAGACAAGGACGGAAAGUUUGUCGUUGAGGAUUACUGUCUGAGUGGAUUGCCUUAUCAGGAAGAUAUAAAGCUUGAUCAAAUCUUAAUGGAUGGUGAGGAUAGAUUUGUGGCACUAGUAAGUGGCCUGAAUUUUGGAGGAGAAAGUCAAGAUUGUUUACAACUUCAAAUGUUUGUUGAUCUAUUGACUGGUCAACUUGGAAGCAUUCAGGAUCAGAACAAUUACGCCAAAGUUGUCCGAGUUAUAAUUGCUGGUAACUCUCUCAGUUCUUGUACGAGAAACAAAGAACACGAAUCAAAGGCAAAAUAUCUAACUCGUAACACUCAGGCUGCGAGUGUUGAAGCGAUGAAAAACCUGGAUGAUUGUUUGGCCCAGUUAGCAGCUUGUAUGCCAGUUGAUAUUAUGCCUGGAGAGUUUGAUCCUUGUAACUACGUGUGGCCACAACAACCACUGCACUCGUGUAUGUUUUCACGAGCUAAAGUCUACUCGACAUUCAAAAAUGUUCCAAACCCUUACGACGCUAUGGUAGCUGGAGUGAGGAUACUCGGAACAGACGGUCGAAAUAUCAAUGACAUUUACAGAUUUACCGGUCAAAACAGCAGGAUGGAUAUUCUCAAGUUAACUUUGGAAGGUGGUCACAUUGCCCCUACGGCACCAGAUACCUUAGGAAGUUACCCGUAUUACGAUAAAGACCCAUUCAUUAUCAAAGAAUGUCCUCACGUUUAUUUUGUUGCAAAUCAACCAGAGUUUGGCCAUGACAUCGUUACAGGAACUAAAGGCGGUAAAGUAACAAUUGUGAUGGUUCCGAGUUUUUCAGAAACAGGUUGCUGUGUGUUGCUAAAUCUACGAACUUUGGAAUGUCAACCCAUCAUGUUCUCGUCCAGCUUGGAACACGGAAAUAAAGUUGAAGCAAUGGAGACUUAGUUGACUUAGAAAACGCAAAAGCUAUACGUCAUUGUAACUACAACACACUUGUUAGACUGUUGCCACCAUUAACGAUGCAAAUUAUGUUAAUGUCCCUCAUGCAAUAGCUAUCAUUUCCAAAGAUAUCAAAGUGUCAAAGUUGAAGAUUUCGCUUUAAAAUAAGAUAAGAUUGAGUUACGAUUUCUGUUCAUUUGAAGGAGAAAAGCAUGCAAUAGCUAUCAUUUCCAAAGAUAUCAAAGUGUUUCACUUCAAAAUAAGAUAAGAUUUAGUUAAGAUAUUUUUUCAUUUGAAGGAGAAAAGCAUGCAAUAUAUCUUUAAAAAAAUCUUUAAACCAAAUAUAAAGCUAUACAUAUUAUUUCAAACCAUAUAAUUAUAAUGGUUUACAUGGAAGUACUGGGUUGCCAUAUGUUUCGAAAAUUUAUUUACAGUAUUCAUAACUAACAAAUAGUGACAUUUAUAUUGUACGUAAAUAUUCUUUAUUUA
Dendronephthya gigantea is the source of this 2053-nucleotide messenger RNA. Its product is annotated as DNA polymerase delta subunit 2-like. Gene Ontology annotation, cellular component: delta DNA polymerase complex. Lineage: Eukaryota; Metazoa; Cnidaria; Anthozoa; Malacalcyonacea; Nephtheidae. Gene Ontology annotation, biological process: DNA replication; DNA strand elongation involved in DNA replication. Bases 128 to 1570 code for a protein of 480 amino acids. Gene Ontology annotation, molecular function: DNA binding. The record is from RefSeq and is a predicted model, not a curated record. The transcript is spliced from 10 exons.